Pocillopora verrucosa is the source of this 2430-nucleotide messenger RNA. RefSeq lists its product as uncharacterized. Gene Ontology annotation, biological process: cleavage in ITS2 between 5.8S rRNA and LSU-rRNA of tricistronic rRNA transcript (SSU-rRNA, 5.8S rRNA, LSU-rRNA). NCBI's taxonomy places the organism in Eukaryota, Metazoa, Cnidaria, Anthozoa, Scleractinia, Pocilloporidae. The record is from RefSeq and is a predicted model, not a curated record. Gene Ontology annotation, molecular function: polynucleotide 5'-hydroxyl-kinase activity. Gene Ontology annotation, cellular component: nucleus.
AAAUGGAAAAGGACACAUGAUUUUGGGAAGUUGUUUUAGAAGUUUGGAACCUUGCUGAAACUUCGAAAAUAAUACUUUGGAUCGUAUAUUCUCAGGAAGUAGUGAUUUAGAUCAUUGGAAAUGCCAAAUAGUAGGCGAAAGAAGAGGCGUCUAACGCCAAAUGCUACCGAGAAAAAGGUGAAAACAAAGCGAGUUCGGAGAGACAGUGAUCCGUGUGUUUCCAAAUCAGAUAGUCCUUUAAAUGAAUGUGAAGAAGAAGGAAGCGAAGAUGCUUGCACUACCCUUACUCUUAAAAGUGUAUUGUCUCUCUCAGGUGACUUGGAAAAUGCUUGUCUGCUUUUUCUUGCCAAAGGACAGAGAGUUUGCAUGAAAGGACUGGCCAAUGUCAAAGUAUUAAUUGGAGUUGUGAAUAUUCUUGGCUCAAAUAUUGGACCUGAGCAUGAAGCAGUUCAAAUCUUUUCACCAAGUUCAUCAAGCCUUAUUUCAUUGUGUGAGUUUAGUGAUGCCAAAAUCAAACUGGAGACAAAAAAAAGAACUUUGAGAGAAACUCUUCAAAAGCAGUCAUCAGACUUGAUCCAAAAAGCUGUAAAAAGGGCCAAGAAAGCUGCCACAGUUCUAUUAAUUUCAUCAUUACAAACUGUUGAGACCAGCUUUGUAUCCAGCUUUCAAUGCUAUGAGGGAAUCUUUAACCUGGAUCUUGACAAGAGUUAUUCGUUAAGCAGUACAGAACUGGCUUUGAAGAAAAGGACUGCUGCGCAAGGAUUCAUUCUUCUGAACCCAGAAUCAAGAUGUAACAUUCUCAUGAUUCCUAAAGAGUGGAAAGGUAUUGCCAGCUCACUGCAAAAUGCUGAUGAAGAUGUUCCAGGGGAAGUAAACACCCCAGUUGUUUUAAUAUGUGGUGGAAAAGAUGUGGGAAAGUCAACAUUUGCAAGAUAUCUAACAAACUUUCUUCUAAAUAGUCACAAGGAAAUUUACUUCCUUGAGUGUGACGUAGGGCAAACAGAAUUCACUCCACCUGGUUUGAUUUCACUUCAUAAAGUUGGUACUCCUUUAUUUGGUCCUCCCUUCACUCAUCUCAGACAACCCGAGAGGUCUGUGUUUUUCGGAGACAAUUCUUCUAAAGAUAGGCCAGAGUUGUACGUGCGCUGUAUUCACGAUGUGUACAAGACAUACGCUGACCACUACAGGGGCAAGAUUCCUCUGAUUGUUAACACACAGGGCUGGGUGAUAGGGAUGGGAGUUAAUAUACUGCUAGACGUGAUUCGAAUGGUGAAACCUUCGCACAUCAUCCAGUUAAAUUACACAUCAGAAGAAAGUGUCAACAAGAACUUGCCAGCUAUAACAGAGGAAUUCUUAAUGAACACACCUGGAUGGGCGUUCGCAGAUGAUGCUGAUGAUGAAAUCGAAAGUGUCCAUAAGGAUCAGAGCGACGGAACUGUGGACGUUGACGCGAAUGAGCGGAGAAGUUGUAGUGUGUCGUUCAAACCUGUUGUGUUGCAAAUAGAUAGUACGUCUGAAUCAAAAGGGCCGAAUCCAACAACAUCAAAAUUCAGCCCUAGGGAUCAACGCAGUUUGGCAUUGUUGGCCUAUUUCAGUCGGACAAUAACGAACAACGCAAUAACCGAAGCUCGUGAAGUUCCGCCGGCUGUUAAUGUGGCAUCUUUGAUGUCCUGCAUCCCUUAUCAAGUUCCUUGGAACUGUUUGGCCAUACAUGUCAUUCAUUCAGAGGUUCCUUGGAAUCAAAGUCUGUUCUCAAUAAAUGCGAGUGUUGUGGGACUGGCCAAGAUGAAAUCAGACGAGAUGCACCGCAUUGGGGAUGAUAAUAACACACCAUACUUCGUGGAAAAAAGUCCAGUUGCAGAAUGCAUUGGUCUUGGAAUCGUGAGGAAUAUUGAUCCUGCGCGGAAGUUGUUGUACGUGUUAACACCAUUACCAUUAGAUAGACUUCAACAAGUGAACGCUCUAUUGAAAGGAAACAUCGAAAUUCCCGCUGCAAUUAUGUUGUCGACAAAGCAAGCAAAUGCUCCGUAUGUUUCCUCGGAAUUCUCAUUUGAUGUGCGAGGAGCUGGAUCCAGAAAAAUUCGGUACAAUUUGCUGAGGAAAAGUCUUACUCGAGCGCGAGAGCACCAGAUGGAUGACGUACGGAAAAACACAGUUAAAUAAAUACAAUUACCACAGGGGUGAAUACGGCCUCCUGUGCAGCGACGUCAAAAUUUUGGGUUUGAUUUGCAAUACUUGUGUGCUACAGGAAAAACUUUCUUUCGAAUUUUUAUAUAACGGCUUAUCAUGACCUGAAUAUGGUUAAAUCUCCUCUGGAGUCUGAUUUGAAAUGUACCUCUCCCAUCGCAGAAAAAAGGCUGUAACCCACGAUUUGACCUCGUUCCCAUGUUGGCGGCGUCUUGUCAUGGAAUAAAUCAAACGCAGAAACAA